Messenger RNA from Brachypodium distachyon (stiff brome), 750 nucleotides. RefSeq lists its product as uncharacterized. Lineage: Eukaryota; Viridiplantae; Streptophyta; Magnoliopsida; Poales; Poaceae. Gene Ontology annotation, cellular component: nucleus. The record is from RefSeq and is a predicted model, not a curated record. The coding region runs from base 238 to 534 and encodes 98 amino acids. The transcript has 2 exons.
GUUCGGGACGCCUAGCGUUCUGACGACUACGAGCAGUUUCUCGUCUCCGAGGCUCCGCCGCCGCCGCCACGCUCGGCGCACCUGCUCGCUUCCAGGCGCCAGCUGGCCACCUCUCUGUUCUUCCCGGGGCCCCGUUCUUCCCCUCCUCUCUGCCUUCUCCACCUUCCCUCUCUCGUUUGCCUCUUACGAUAAGUGAAUCACCCGCCUCGUAAAGGGGAGCAAGAUACAUAGAGAGAGAUGGUGCUGCGACGGGCGGCGGUGGAGUCACCGAAGAAGGUGGCGGCUCUGGUGGACCUGGUGAACCUGCCGACGGCGCUGCGAGAGUUCGCGGGCGGGCGGUCCCAGAUGUCCCACCUCUCCUUCUUCCUCGGCGUCUGGUCACACAUCAAGAAUAACAACCUCCAGGACCCAACAAAUAGGAACAUUGUAAACUGUGAUGAGAAGCUGAAAACUGUAUUGGUGGGCAGGUCCAAAGUGGAGCUCUCUGAACUCCCAAUGCUUGUCAAGCUGCAUUUUCCAAAAGUUUUCAAGUGAUAUGAACAUUAAGUUACAGUUCCUGUUUAAUCAAAUUUCGUGGAAGAAGUUGGUCUGAUUUAUGUUAUUACUAGGAUAUGCAAAAUCAAACAUGUAGAGUUUUUUUUCACCUAAAUUUUUAUAUAUUGCCAAUAUGUAUACAGUGCAUGAGUUCCGACCCCCUUCUAUAUAGGGAAGAGAAAAAUUCUAUAUACGUGGGCUCUUCAACUUUUAGUA